Dreissena polymorpha is the source of this 5471-nucleotide messenger RNA. RefSeq names its product fibropellin-1-like. The record is from RefSeq and is a predicted model, not a curated record. Bases 1 to 3816 code for a protein of 1271 amino acids. NCBI's taxonomy places the organism in Eukaryota, Metazoa, Mollusca, Bivalvia, Myida, Dreissenidae. Gene Ontology annotation, cellular component: membrane; cell surface. Gene Ontology annotation, biological process: Notch signaling pathway. The transcript is spliced from 29 exons. Gene Ontology annotation, molecular function: Notch binding; calcium ion binding.
AUGCCAGACUGGACCACGUUGGAACGACACGGAACCAACCUGCGUCGGAGGCCUACACAUGGCGACGUUAGUUACACUGACACGAUUGUGAACUCGAGAGCUGUUUACACCUGCACUGAUGGCUUCCGCCUGAAUGUCAUCGACGUCUGUGAGGGUGCCACUUGUAUGAACGGGGCCAAGUGUAUGGGUGCUACAGGGGGCUACAAAUGUGUAUGCCCAACUGGGUACUCUGGACCCUUAUGCGAAACAGACAUUGAUGAGUGUAACCCUAACCCCUGCAUACACGGCUCGUGCACUGAGCCCAGGCUUGGCGACUUCACGUGUAUCUGCAAAGUUGGAUACACGGGGAACACGUGCGACGAAGCAAUAAACGAAUGUAUCCCUGAUCCGUGUGAACACGGCACGUGCAAAGACCUCCUUGCAGAUUACGAAUGCGCAUGCCCAGUCGGCUACACGGGCAAAGACUGUUCCAAAGAUAUUGACGAAUGCUUCUCGUCUCCAUGCGAACAUGGAACGUGCGUUAAUUUGGUGAACAGUUACAAGUGCAGGUGCGAUGUUGGAUACUCAGGCGCAAACUGCGACCAAGAUAUCAACGAGUGUGUGUCCAAUCCUUGCAAAAAUCAGGGCAAUUGUACAAAUGGCGCCAACAAUUUCACGUGCGCCUGUGCUGCGGGAUGGGAAGAUAUCGACGAGUGUGUUGGCCACUCCUGCUGGACCAACCAAAGUCGUUGUCAGGACCGAGUGAACGGUUAUGUGUGUGUAUGCGACCCCGGAUUUAACGGUUCCAGUUGUGAGACAAAUAUCAACGAAUGUGUGAACCAUGACUGCAGAAAUGGAGGCAUUUGUCAGGACGGUAUAAACAGCUAUACGUGCCUGUGUCUAGCUGGCUACACGGGUCGAUAUUGCCAAAACAUGACCAACGAAUGCGAUAAUAAUAGUCAGUGUCAAAAUGGCGGCACUUGUAUUGACGGUAUAGCCUCAUUUAGAUGCGCGUGCCCUGGUGGAUAUACAGGGGAUUUUUGUCAAUUAGUAAUCAACAACUGCCUUGGGGUUACCGCGUGCCAGAACGGAGGGAUCUGUCGCAACAUGGUUAAUAACUACACGUGUGAUUGCCCCGCAGGCUACACCGGAGAGUUCUGUGUGAUUCUAAUCGAUGAGUGUGCCUCUAAUCCUUGCAAAAACGGCGGCGAGUGUAACGAUGGUAUUGCGAAGUUCACGUGCACCUGUCAACCCGGCUUUAAUGGAAUCCUGUGUGACAAUGAUAUCAACGAAUGUAUCCCAAACCCGUGUGGUGAUCACGGAACAUGUACCAACCUCCAGGCAGAUUACAGAUGCACGUGUGCCAAUGGCUACCGCGGACGGAACUGUUCCGAAGAUAUCGACGAGUGCGUUUCGUCCCCUUGUCUAAAAGGACAGUGUAUCAACCUAGUGAACAGCUACGUCUGCAAAUGUGAUCCGGGAUAUGAAGGGAUCAAUUGCGACAAGAAUAUAAACGAUUGUAUACCAAAUCCGUGUUAUAAUGGAGCCUGUAACGACCAAGUGUUGAAUUACACCUGCAAAUGUGUGGCGGGAUAUUCAGGCAGAGAUUGUGAUAUUAAUAUCAAUGAAUGCUCUAGUAAGCCGUGCGGGGACAAUGGGAUUUGUUUUGACGGAGUGAACAAUUACACUUGCGUAUGCGAUGCUGGAUGGACAGGGACACAUUGUCAAACAGACAUCAAUGAAUGCUCGCCAAACCCUUGCCAGAAUGGCGGCAAUUGUCUGAACAAGGUGAACGCAUUCCAGUGUGAGUGUACCGCCGGACACACGGGCGACACGUGCAGAACAAGUGUUCUCGGCGACUCUUGUGCGGAACGUGUAAGCAUCUGUGCCAAUAUCCUCAACGGCAUGUGUAGCGGCACGACGUGUGAGUGUCAGGCAGGGUACGAGAAGACCGCGCCCGGGACCUGCAGCCCCGUCAAUUGCGGAACAAUCGCCCCACCAGAACACGGCUCCGUUGACCACGCUGAGGGCACACAUUUUCAGGACAAGGCCUAUUUCUCGUGCAACACAGGCUACAUCCGGAACGGAGUCGCAUUCGUCACGUGCCAGAACGAUAAAAAUUGGAGCGGCAUAAAACCCACUUGCGAAGAUAUCAACGAAUGCGCAUCAAACCCCUGCAAAAAUGGCGGGGCAUGCACAGACAAACUGAGCGGGUACACGUGCGCUUGUCAACAAGGUUUUGGUGGGACAAACUGUAUUCGAGACUGUGGUUCUCCAGCGUCGAUAGCUCACGGCGGCGUGACGAACCCAAAUGGAACGCUCCAGGGUCACUUAGCAACGUAUUCCUGUAACCAAGGCUACACGCUCAGCGGGAAUGCUGUGAGCGAGUGCCUCUCAACCGGGAAAUGGUCCGAGUUCGGCGAGUGCUUUGUCGUGGGCGUGGCUUACGAUGAGACAUGUGCGGUGACGGCCCAGUGCGGCACUGCAAAAGCAACGUGCCGCAACGACGGUCUGGGAUCUUUUAGAUGCCUGUGUAAAGACGCCGGGGAGAUCUACGAUCGUAGUGUCGACAAAUGCCUUAUAGAUUGUGGUAAACUUCCGAACCCAACUAACGGUGAGGUGAAACUUCCGGCGACCACUUCGGAAGGUCAGGUGGCGUCCUACAUUUGCUUCGUGGGAUAUGGACUCGCCGGUUCAAAGUUCCGCACGUGCCAGUCCGAUGGGAGGUGGAGUAACGCCGAACCAACAUGCGUCUUUGGUUGCCCAGAGCCAGAAAUCCCCGCGAACGGGCGCGUAAACACAACAAACGGCCUGGCAGUGGGACAAACCAUUUACUACUCGUGCAUAGAAGGGUUCGAGCUUGUUGGGCAAACCCAGCGGAUCUGUGAGUCUGCUAGCACGUGGAGCGGUACCGAACCCACGUGUCUCAUACAGUGCCCGGUGCUAGAGGCCCUGUCUCACGGCAAGGUGGACAUGUCCUGGGGUCGCCACGAGGGCUCCAUGGCGACCUACUCGUGCGAGAACAACUACGCGCUCAUUGGGGAUCCCAUCAUGACCUGUCAGUCCAGCGGCGUCUGGGGCGGCAUGCAGCCGGAGUGCGUCUUUGCCAUGUUCCCGGACAUACUCCUGGCGUUCGGCUCCAUUCUGAUUCUACUCGUCAUCGUGGACGCGUUUGUGGUGGGCGUCUGCGUCUACUACAGAUACUGCAGAAAUAAGCCCGAGACACCGCCGCCAGUGCCGUCGCAAUCAAAGCCACCUUUCCCGGAAGCUUUCUAUGAGGACGGGGAGACAGGAGUUCCGCCGCGAGAUAUCACCUUGGCGCCGUUCCAAAGAAAACAGAAGUUCUCCAAGGUGACGCCCGAGGAUUCGCACCCGCCUCCCCAGCGCGUGGACGAACCAAACGUCGUGUACCGGUCUAGAAUGAAGAUGAGCGACCAGGUCCUGGACUCGAUCUUCUCCAAAGGAAGCAAGUACCGCCGCAACGAAGACGGGGACGAGAGGCUGCCAUAUUUGGAUGAUGGAUUCAUCAAUGACAAGGGCUACAACACCGGAAACAGUAACUCCAUGGACGACGCUCAUUCGGAAGAGUUCGACAAGCAUCUCGACCUGACCCACUCAACACCGGGACCUGUAAAAUCGCCGCGGGAGACGCGCAAACCGGAAGAGCCCGAGGAAGAAGAGGAGGACGAGGACCGUUUCCGGUUCCGGUUGCGCGGUCCGCCGCCAAACAUAGCGGAUACGCUCUUCAAAGAGAAGGAGACAACUCUCGCAGCAGACGACAAACGAAGAUCAAAGAGCGCGUUUCCCGGAUAUCGAAUGGCGCAGAAAUAUUAUUGAAUGAAAGCUUCGAAAACGUUUGUCUGUAUAAAUAUUUCAGUGCCAAAUUUUUUAAGUGAACUAUUGUUUUGAAUCUCAAUUUAUUUUAUUGUGAGGACCCAACAGAUAAACAAUUUAUGAUGAAUGUUUCAAAACUAUUCUAAGUAAUUUGACAUAUGUUUUUUAUUUAAACUGACAUAUACAUAUCGUGUAAAUAAAAACGAGUUUUGUCCUUUGUGAUAAUUCAAACAAUUGAUUUAGGUUAAAACAUUUUCUGUCCGAAUGUAUGCCUGUCACUUUGUCCGUAAGGGUCUGGAACCUGUGAUAAUUCAAAAAGUGCAUUACCUUUAUUAGAGUGGUAUAUGGGGGAAAUACACACUUUUCUGUGUUUCCAUUAGACAAAACUAAUAUCUGGAUCCUGAUUGAACUUGAAUAGCACUGAAGCUAGGUUGAUUAAACUUUGUUUACGAUGAUUGUGUGUCAUAUUUCAGUUUUUCGUCAGACAAAACUGUUGUUGACAUAUUUACCGAUAUGGUUACAGAAACAAUUAAAAACUAAAAUCUGUAGGUUAAUGAAACUUAGAAUGCGGAUAAAAGGUCGUUUGGAAAAUAUAAUAUAACCGAUAUUUCAGUGUUUUUUCGUAAGACAAAACAUUGCGUAAUCUAUGGUAACAGAAAUCAGGAAAACUUAAAUCUCGAUAGUGCGAAAACUAAAGAAACCAUUUAAGCAAGAUUCAUGAAACUCGGUAUGAAGAUAAAGGGUCAUAUAUGGUGACAACGCGCGAUAUUUUAUGUUUUAUUAUACACGUUGUUUCAUGUUUUGUUUGUCAGACAAACAUUUUGAUUAUAGAAAUAAGAAAAACUGAACUCAGGAGCUUGCAUUAACCCAAGAAGUACUUUAGAUAGGUUGCUGAAACUAGAUAUGUGGAUAAAUGGCCAUAUAGUUGAUAUGAAUGUUCUGUCAGUUUUGUCGUAAGACCAAAAUUGUGGUUUCUAUAAUUACAGAAAUAAGUGACAUAAAAACGCGUCUGGAAAUAACUUAAAGUACGUAAGGUAGAUUGAUGAAACUUAUUGAGAUCCUGUUAAUAUUACGACAAUAUUUACCCAGUUGGGGACUUCUUUUUCGUCUGUGACUGAGCUCUUGUUAUUUCAUUUCUGCCAUGCUUGGAUGACGGAAUGUUGUAAUAAAUAUAAACUGUCAAUAACGAUAUAAUUUUAGAGAUACAAUUAUUUUGUCAAAAAAGUCAUGUGCUGGUAUUUAUUAAAAUGUUUGCAUGUUGAUGAUGUAUAUACGAUUUUACAUUUUAAAUAUAAGUUCUUGUUUUUAAUAACAUAAUGUUUUUGUAAUACUACUUCUUGGAUGUGUUAAAGUAAUUAUUGUCCCUGUCCAGCUUUGUUUCAUGCGCUUACUUAAAAUGUGUUAUAUAUGACUGUACUUUUGUUAUUUACUUCUGCCAUGUUUGGAUGAGGAAUGUUGUAAUAAAUAUAAACUGUCAUUAACCAUGUAAGUUUAGAGAUAAAAUUAUUGGUUUUUGUCGCAACAAUUCAUGUGCUGGUAUAUUUAAAAUGUUUGAGCGUUGAUGAUGUUUAUACGAUUUUACUUUUAUUUUUAUAUAAGUUCUUGUUUUUAAUACCAUUAUGUUUUUGUAAUUUGUUAAAAUAAAUGUCGUCUCGGUU